This is a messenger RNA of Cyprinodon variegatus (sheepshead minnow), 1638 nucleotides long. RefSeq names its product protein disulfide-isomerase-like. Gene Ontology annotation, biological process: protein folding; response to endoplasmic reticulum stress. The record is from RefSeq and is a predicted model, not a curated record. The coding region runs from base 64 to 1623 and encodes 519 amino acids. Gene Ontology annotation, cellular component: endoplasmic reticulum. The transcript has 11 exons. NCBI's taxonomy places the organism in Eukaryota, Metazoa, Chordata, Actinopteri, Cyprinodontiformes, Cyprinodontidae.
ACUGUCUCACCGUCUUGCAAAGUAAACCCUGCAUCUACUUUGUUAAAGUGUGAAUGAUCCAUCAUGAAGAAGCUGGUGUUUCCACUGCUGGGAGCGAUGGUCCUCUCUCUGUUUGUGUUUGCUGCAGCGGACACACAAUCUGACACACAGGAAGACAAAACAUUUCCAGAGAAUGAAGGAAUUUUGCAGCUCCACAAGGGAAACUUCAAAAUGGUUCUGAGAAAACACAAGCAGCUUUUGGUGCAUUUCUAUACUCCGCUGACAUCAGAAGGCCAACGUGUGGCAGCCGCAUUCGAAGCCGCUGGUGCAGAGCUACAGGGGUCAGAGGUCAAACUAGCAGUCAUCGAUGUGACAAAAGAAAAAGAAUUGGCAAAGAAGCUAAAUGUGAGCAGCCAGCCUACAAUCAGACUCUACCUCGCUGGAGACAUCAACAGUCCAGCUUCCUGUCCAGUUCCUCAGAGCUCAGCUUCCAUCUUGAUCUGGCUACAAAGGAGGGCUGGAUCACCUGCUGACCUCAUCAUAGAUCUCAGCCAAUUAGAGGCCUCAGACGAUCUAACAGUGGUUGGUUUCUUCAAGGAGCUGAACCAUGAUUACGUUCAGGUGUUCUACGCCACAGCCAUUGACCUUCCUGACGUCCGCUUCGCUGUGAUACAGAACGACGAAGACUUCGGCAAAUACAGUGCUACUCAGGAUAUUGUUCUUCUGCUUAAAAAAUCUCAGCUCAUUCAGACCUUCAAAAUGAAGCCAGAAACACAGAAAGAGGAGCUGAUCAGGUUUAUCUCCGUCUACAUGAUGGAUCCAGUCACUGAGUACAAUGGACAGACAGCCUCCCUGAUCCUUGGUUCCCCUGUGUUGAACCACGCUCUCCUCUUUGUCAACAAAAGUUCUGAGGACUUUGUAGAGAUUUUCUCUGCUUUCCACAGUGCUGCAGAGGAGUUCAGGAUGAAGAUUCUGUUUGUCCUGGUGAACGUGGAUGAACAUCGUAACGGCAGACUCAUGGAGUACUUCCGUGUCCGGCAUUUUGAAGCUCCUCAUAUCCGACUAGUGAACCUGACGGAUCAUGUGACCUACAAUUUGCCGUCUGAGACCUUGGAUGUGGAGGUCAUAAAACAGUUCUGUCAGUCCUACCUUGAAGGCAAAGCCAAGCCCAAGUUGCAGAGUGAGCCUGUUCCUGAAGGAUGGGAUAAGAAGCCUGUUAAGGAGCUGGUGGGAAUCAAUCUGGAGAAAGUAGCAUUCAACCCCAACAAGACUGUUUUUGUCCUAUUCUAUGUUCCAUACAGUGAGAAGUCCCGCACUGUGUUUCCGCUGUGGGAGGAGCUAGCUCAGGUUCUGAAGGAUCGCAAGGAUGUAGUUGUUGCUCGCAUCGAUGCCUCGGCCAAUGACAUCAACGUGUCUCUGCAGGGGUCCUACCCAUCACUCUGCCUGUUUCCUGCUCUUUACGCUGAGAGGAUGGUGAUUUACCGUGGGAAAAGGGAGAUAAAAGACUUGGUUAGGUUUCUUGAUAAAGAGAUGAAAAAGGCAAAGAAAGAUAGAGUUAAGGAGGAUGAGGACAGGAGGAAGUACAUUGAGGCCAUGAAAGAGGAGGAAGCAAAAAAACAAAAAAAAACCAAAGAGGAACUUUGAUAGAAAAGCCAAGAC